Molecule: messenger RNA, 933 nt
Organism: Aspergillus niger
Lineage: Eukaryota; Fungi; Ascomycota; Eurotiomycetes; Eurotiales; Aspergillaceae
Exons: 2
Coding region: 1-933 (310 amino acids)
Molecular function (GO): hydrolase activity
Source: RefSeq, a predicted model, not a curated record
AUGUCUUCAGUCACCCGCCCACCCCUCCACCCCACCCUCUCCGCCGUCCACCAAACCAUUCCAACCAUGGACAUCAGCACCCCCGAAAAACGCCGCGUCUAUCGGGACUACCUGACCACGAACUUCACACUCGAAAACACCCUCAAAGGCCACGAAUCCACAAUCGCCUACCAAGAAGUCGACAUCCCGGGUCCCGCCGGCCCUCUGCGCGCCACCAUCUUCCGCCCAAAGCACACUAUCCUGGAUGUCUCCUCCACCCCGGGAAUUCUCCACCUGCAUGGCGGCGGCCAUUCCACCGGCAACCGCUUCAUGGGCUUCACCGUGCUGGACUGGGUCGAGGCCCUCGGCGCAGUGAUCAUGACAGCCGAGUAUCGUCUCGCACCGGAACAUCCUCAGCCCGCACAGCUGGAGGACAGCUACGCGGCUUUGAAAUGGAUGAGUGAGCAUGCAGACGGGCUAGGCUUCAAUGCCUCCAAGUUAGUGGUGUGUGGUGGCUCGGCGGGUGGUAACCUCGCAGCUGGUUUAAGCCUGCUAGCAAGGGAUCGGGCCGGGCCAGCGAUCAAGGGCCAGGUACUGAUGUACCCCUGGGUGGAUGAUAGCGUGGAGUGGAACUCGAUGGAGCAGUUUGGGGAUAUUGCGCCGUUGACGAAGGCAGAUGCGGCGCAGGCGAGUGAUUUUGCCUUUGGGGUGAAGAGGGAGUUUGCCGAUAUGUAUACGGUUCCGUUGAGGGCGGAGAGUUUUGUGGGCUUGCCGGAGACGUUUAUUGAUGUUGGGGAGGCGGAUGUGUUUCGCGAUCAGGAUCUUGCGUAUGCGACGAGGUUGUGGAGGGAUGGGGUUGCUACGGAGUUGCAUGUUUGGCCGGGGUGUUGGCAUGGGUUUGAUGCUUUUGUGCCAGAGGCGGAGAUUUGGUGUAUAUGUUUUUUGUUUUUGUAA